AUGCUUAAAUUUGAUAAAAAAACAUGCAGCAUCAAUAUAACCAAUAUCAGUGCAGAAGCUAAAGGACAAUAUGAGAUCAGAGUGGAGGAAGCUCAUUCAAACACAUACCGCCCCAUAUUUAAAUUCGUCAUUCAAGAUGCGCCUGUAAUAAUCAUUCCUCCUCUCAAAGAAGUAAAGCAGGCAAAUCUGAGCUGUUCAGCUCCUGCUCCAUGCCCUGAAACUAACCCUGAUAUCACAUGGCGAAUCAAUCAAAAUGAAAAAAACAUUAAAUUGAAAGAGAUCACAUUUACAACCUCCCAAGGCUUUUACGUCGCAACUUUGACCAUCAUGCCAACCGCUGAACUACACAAUGCAACUAUUGAAUGUGAAGCAAGAUGUGGAAACACAAUCAUCAGUAGAAGUACGACCAUAGAAGUGAUAUUAAAUGAAUUUAAAACAAAUUCGACAGUCAGUCCAAACAACAAAGACAAUACUGAAAAUGGAAACCGGACCGUAAGUCCUACAGAGCCACAGAAUACCACUGUAAAUAAUCCAGGUGUAAGUAACAUGAACCAAAGUCAUCCUAUAGAAGAUUUUUUUCAAAGUCUGGGGCUGUCAAGAGUGCACAUGCUUUUGGUGGGAAUCGCAACUUCAGCAGUCUUUUUCUCUGUGGUCUUGUGUUGUUGGGUGUCUUGCAACAGAACCAAAAAACCUGAAGUGGUGGCCAUACCACCAGAUUCUGCAGUUCAUUUGGAGGCGGUGCAGACGAACAUAGAUUCAGCUGUGAACGGUGAACAGACCAAUGAAGAGACGCCUCUUCAAAACCAAUUUGACGUAGAGAUGUCAAGCACACAGGUGGAGAUGACAGGUCCAACAGAGGACAGUGAAGCAGGUGGGGCAGAUGCAAAUGUUGAUUAUGCCGCAAUCGAUUACUCGCUUCUGAAGAAGAAACCUGAAGAGGAAGAGGAGGAGACAGCGAACACAGACUAUGCAGAGAUCAAAAGGGAUACGAAAGGAAGAAAAGACCCCCAGGAUCAAGAUGAUCAAGUUGAAAUGGCCAAUGAAGGAUACGAAAUCCAGAAGCAGAAUGAGGGCGAGGAGAGGCUUUAUUCAAAUUCUCAGGAAUUGGAAAUUUUGGCAUAAGGAAGUAUGCAGUUGUUUGCAAUGCGUUUUAUGAACUUUCAAAAAGCAUUUCACAUUUAUUUUUGACAAAAGGUUUGAAAUGUAUUAGAUGUGCAUUUACUGUAAGGAUAUGUUAAAGGGAGGGUUCACCCAAAAACCCAAAACUCACUCUCAUGUCAUUUUAACCCUCAUUUCUUCUCUUUGUUCUUCCAAACCCCAAUAUUUUUGUUGUUUUUGGUUUUUUGGUUAUUAUGUGGUUGGUGAUAGAGGUGUACUCUACAAGCUUUAAAAUAACCAAAAAGUGUUAAAUAAAUAACUCAACUUGACAUCUGCCAUAAGCAGUUUUUAAGUGAAGAUAUUUGAUGAUCAUAUAAUAAGUGACGAGAGCAUUUGGUUAAUAUUAUUACCUAUUUUUUUUGACGGAGGUGGCAUUUAGUGGCUUUUUCCUUUAGUGCAUUGGAGCUCCUCAUUUACAUCUCUACUUUAUUGUUGUAUCACUGUUUUUCGUUACACAUUAUUUAAAAUAAAACAUCUUACCUAAACAAUGCUAUGGGCACAGAGAAUGUAAAUGUGACACAGGUCAAGAUUUUCACUAAAUAAUGGAUUAUAUUUUAGUUUGCUUUUCACCUAAAUCUUUUGUAUGUCUUCAGGACAUCUAAAAUAAAGUAUCUGCAGUGCUAGCGUUUGAGUCAUGCACAAUAUAGACACCUCACGUGCAUUGACGGCGUGCAAACUGUAAUUAAUGAUAAGCCAUAGCACAAAAAAGUAUGUAUUCCUCUGUUGCCUAAAAGAGAAAGAAGAAAAGGACAGAGGAGGAGAAAAAAAGAGCAAGAUAAAGGUAUGUUUGCAUGAAUAUUUACAAUUAAUUUAAUUUGUGCAGCAGCAGCAGCUAGUGGUAUGACAGAUCGCAGUUGAUCCGUGAUCGACCCGCAGUUCGUCUUGCAUGUGAUUUGCGACUUACACGCAAAUUUUAAUAGGGAAGAUUUAUCAUUUCACGUGUUUCAAAGGCUUGCUAAUGUUAACAUUUCAAGUGAUUUUAAACCAUUUAACCCGCAACAAGGCGCUAAAGUGAGCAGCUUUCUGGACGCACAUGCGGUUAAAUGUGUGUCGGGUCCAGCUGCAGUCAGAUGCUACCUUAAUGCUUAUUUUAGCCCUUACUUAAUCUGCAACUUUGUUCUUUUUAUAAAUGUUUAUAAUUAUUUUUCAAUAAAAACAUUGGUGAGAAGGGGGCCCCCAAACAAAUUCUGCUUAGGGCCCCUAGAAGGCUCAGGCCGGCACUGGGUGGUCACCAUCCACUCCCAUAGUAACCAGAAAAUCCAAAACACUUUUUUUAUUCUGAGUUCUGAGGAACAAACAAAGAUCAAAUGACAUGAGGGUGAGAAAUAAUGAGAAAGCUUUAAUUUUUGGGUGAACUAUACGUUUUUUAGGCUUCACGGCUAUCAAAAGCUGCUGAAAUUGUGCUUGAUUUAGUUAAAAAAUUUUGCAUGCAUCUUGUUACCUUGUGUUUGACUGUUUUAGUACUUGAAAAUGUUUUUUUAAAAAUGCAUAAUUUUUCAGUUUUUAUAAAAUGUUUAAAGUUUAAGUUAAAAUCAUUCUUUGCAGUGAACAUGAAAGACUGUUGUAUAUAUAAUUAUAAUAUUUUUUUUUGUUUUAGCUGUUUGUUGUAUUUAGCAAAGAGUAUUUUACUUAGUUCUUUUUCUUUAGUCAUUUAAUUAUGUUUUAUUAAUUUAUGAAGCCCCGAAAUGCCCAUAAAUUUAGUUUGCUGCAAUAAAACCGAUUCUUAUCUAAAAGCCCUUUUGGGAUUGUGAGGCAAUCUCACCCUUUACAUGCACUAUUGUGGAGUUUAUUGACAUAUUAUUUUCCACAUUGGAAAAGUCAAGUGUUAUUCUUUUCCACCAUUCCCGGGUGUGGGAGAAAACUUUGACUUUUACACUACCCAGUCUCACAAAAUUAUAUACCUAGUCACGUAAUUUUUUAAAAUUCUUUUCGUGUCACGAACUUCCGUGUUUUUUUCGUGAUCGUAUCACGAAUUUCUGUUUGCAGUAUGUGUCAUUGUCAUGUAUUGGUUACCCAACUGCUUUUUCUUAUUUUCAAACCAUGUUCGCUUCGGUUUAGGGUUAGAUUUGGUGUUUGUGUAGGAUGUCACUUUAUUAUAUUUUUUUAUCAGUUUUUUCUGAUUAUUUUUUUAUAUUUUCAAAAUUUUAAACCAUUGUCGCCUGGCGUUAUGUUAGAGUUCGGUUUGGGCAUGGAUGUCAUUUUAUGUAAAUCUAACCCUAAACCGAAACAACAAUGGUAAGAAAAUAGGAAAAACAAUAAUCAAUAUGUGACAAUGACACAUAAACAAAAAUUUGUGAUACAACCACAAAAAAAAAACGCGUAAAUUCAUGACAGCAUCACGAAAACCUGAUCUCACAAAGUUCCGUGGGAUAGACACAGAAUUUUUGCUAAUUUUUCCGUGCCAUUAUCACGGAUCUCCGCAUUUUUCCGUGGCUCUGCUAUGGACUGUCUUUUUCCGUGGCAUUCUCACGGAUUGGUUCCUCAACUGCUUUUUCCUAUUUUCAAACCAUUUUCGCUUCGGUUUAGGGUUAGAUUUGGUUUUUGCAUUAGUAUGUCACUUUAACUAUUGGUUUAUACAAUUUUUAUACAAUUCUUUAACUAUUGGUUUAUACAAUUUGAUUCCAUAUUUCCAGUAAUUUUAUCAUUUUAUUCCUUAUAUUUAAGGCCCAAAAAAGUGGUCUAGAGCAUCACUUUUACUCAGCGGCGGCGUUUGCGUAUGGCAUUCAGACAAAACACCAGAAAUUAACAGGCUAUAAUGAUGCUCAUUAAAGAUAAUGUUAAAUAUUUUCAGAAUUUCAGUAGAACAUAUCUGAACAUUGGUACAUCACUAAUAUGGAUAAUUUACACGUGUGCUCGACUAUAAUACAGGAACUGACAUGCGGAUGACAUCAACGUGCCACGAGAGCGGUUUGAAAGCAAAUUCUUCCGAUGAUUUCUCGCAUCACCCUCGCGGUACUUUGAUGUCAUCAGCCUGUCAUUCUUGCAGCGCAGCUUGAAGUCCUUGGAGGAGGUUUCAUGAUGACCGCUGUUGUUAUUGUUGUG
Messenger RNA from Paramisgurnus dabryanus, 4200 nucleotides. RefSeq lists its product as uncharacterized. Gene Ontology annotation, biological process: cell adhesion. The record is from RefSeq and is a predicted model, not a curated record. Lineage: Eukaryota; Metazoa; Chordata; Actinopteri; Cypriniformes; Cobitidae. Gene Ontology annotation, cellular component: plasma membrane. Gene Ontology annotation, molecular function: sialic acid binding.